Messenger RNA from Exophiala aquamarina CBS 119918, 1131 nucleotides. RefSeq lists its product as uncharacterized. Gene Ontology annotation, molecular function: carboxy-lyase activity; hydrolase activity. Bases 1 to 1131 code for a protein of 376 amino acids. Gene Ontology annotation, cellular component: cytosol; cytoplasm. The transcript has a single exon. Gene Ontology annotation, biological process: secondary metabolic process. The record is from RefSeq and is a predicted model, not a curated record. NCBI's taxonomy places the organism in Eukaryota, Fungi, Ascomycota, Eurotiomycetes, Chaetothyriales, Herpotrichiellaceae.
AUGGCUGACAGAAUUCCGCUGAUCACGCUUGAGGAACACUUUGUCUCCAAAACCAUAGUGAACUAUUAUUCUUCCCAAAACAAGGAACAGCCGAUGCCCGAAAAACAUAAUCACAGUAUGGCGAAACUACUCGAACUCGGCCCCAAGCGACUGAGGUCAAUGAACAAUGGCAGAGUCAGCAUACAAGUCAUUUCACACCGACCAAACACUCUAGCGCUCCCUCCUGAGAUCUGUACUGCCGCCAAUAACGAGCUCCACGAUGCCAUUCAAAAUUGUCCCGAUCCAACCCGCUUCGCUGCCUUCGCAAUGCUUCCGACAGCGUAUCCAGAAGCUGCAGUCAAAGAAUUAAAACGUUGUGUCGAAGAACUUGAUUUCGUUGGCUCGAUGAUCGACAAUACGACUAAUGGCAGAUACUACGAUGACGAAUUCUUUUGGCCCAUUUUCGCCGCACAUGAGCAGCUCGAUGUGCCUGUGUAUCUGCAUGGUGCGCCACACGUGCUAGAGGACUCCUCUUCAUUUCAUGGGAAUUACCCAUCCAACGUCUCAGACUUUCUGGCGAACCAUGGCUUUGGCUGGCACUCAGAGGUGGCGCUGCAUAUCUUAAAGCUCUUCGCUUCACGUCUUUUUGACAAAUAUUCUCGUUUAAAAUUGAUCCUGGGCCAUAUGGGCGAGCAUCUACCGUACACACUAGAACGGCAGCACCGGUUGAUUCAGAAAACCUGGCCGCUUGCCGCGCGGCCCCAGCGACACUUGUUGCAAGUUUGGCACGAGAAUAUCUACGUGACAACGAGCGGGAUGUUUAGUCUAGCUCCAAUGGCAUGCUUGAUACAUAUGUGCUGCGCGGACAAGGUCCUCUAUAGCGUGGACUAUCCGUUCUGCAGCAACGAGGAAGGACUGAGUUUCAUAUCUGGCCUGCGGGACAGUGGCAUGAUCAACGAUGACGAUUUCACAAGCAUUGCCCACAAAAACGCCGAACGCUUGUUGGGAUUACGUGUUCCCGAUAGUAACAGUGUCGGGCUGGACAUCCACAAGGAUGAUGCCCGAUUGAGGCCUUGGUUGAGUGAGGACAGCGCCAAUGGCGAACUCUUCCCACAUAGUCCUUUACAGUCUGUCCGGGAGCAGGCUGAAUGA